CCAACGGCGUUGUACGACAACGUCCCCGAGUCCCCGGAGGAGCUGGCCUUCCGGAAAGGGGACAUCUUAACAAUCAUUGACAGAACACGGGGCCGGCUGGAGGGGUGGUGGCUCUGCUCGCUACACGGACGCCAGGGCAUCGCCCCGGGCAACCGCCUCAAGCUGCUGAUUGGUCCAAUGUUCGACGCCCAGUCCCCUACGCCCUCAUCACCUAUAGGCUCAGCCUACCAGCAGAAGGCCUUGUCAUCGUCCCAGGGGCUGUAUCAGGUGCCCCCGUCCUCCAGAGCCCGGGCAGCAAGGGAUCUACCAGGUACCCUGGGACAAGAUGUGUACCAGGUCCCCCCUCAGAGGAAUGCCCUGGCUGCAGACAACACCCCCAGCAAGGUGGUGACCCCGACAGGAGUGGGACAGUCCUAUGCCUACAGCGCUGGUCAGCAUAACCAACAGGACCUCUAUGACGUUCCUCCCAUGAGACCACAGGGGGUGUAUGACAUUCCUCCUGGGAAACUGAUGGGCUCACACUCUCCUGGACAACAUGGGAAUGCUCGUCCCCAAGGAGGAAUCUAUGAUAUUCCUCCAUCCACUCAAAUGGAUCCUCGGACACAAGGGGUUUACGAUAUCCCUCCCUCCACACAAGGGGUGUACUCUGUGCCUCCCUGCUGGAACACCCCAGCCCUCCAGGAGGGGAACUACGAUUUCCCCCAGCCUCUCAAACAACACAAACAACAGGAGGGCAUCUACGACGUACCCCCUCCCACAUUUACCAAGCCCUCAGCCUCCCUGUCCCCCCAGUCCAACUAUGACUUCCUCCCCAGUUCCCAGCCAAUUGGCCCCCACCACCUCCAACGCCCCGUCGCCAAUGACAACGAGGGAGUCUACGACGUGCCGCCCUCCUCCCACCAGCUCUCUGGGGAGGUGCCUCGGGGGGACCUGUAUGACAUCCCCAGGGGGAUGCAGCAGCCCUCCUCCCAGCACCACUCCACCCCCCAGGAGAGGGACAGGGGGAAGGGCCAAGGCAUAUAUGACAUCCCCCCUGCUCUGGGGGACGUGACGGAUGGGGUGAAUCGCCUGUCCUUCUCCAGUACGGGCUCCACACACAGUUCCAUGUCCACCUCCUCCACCUCCACGGUCUCCAGCGCUGAGGGCCGGCUGGCCCUGGAUGUGGACCAGGCCGUCCAGAGGCUGUGCCGCCAGCAGCAGGCGGUAGAGGCCUCAGUCGGGGCCCUGCAGAGCCUGGCCUCUUCCCCCCACUGGAGGACUUACCCUUUCAUGGAGCGCCAUACCAACGAGGUGCGCGCCGUGCUGGACCGGGUGCGGGCAGCCCUGGCAGACUUUGUGGUGUUUGGGAGGGGUGCUGCGGCCAAUGCCACUGCCCUGUCAGACCCCAGCCUGCACAGUAAGCUAAGGAGGCAGCUGGGGAGGCUGGAGGACUCCCAGCAGAUCAUCCUGCAGACCUACCAAAGCCUGGAGAACUGCGGCUGGGCCCUCAACGCCCUGACCAUCUCCAGCGCUUCCAAGCACCAGAUCAAGAGUGACGACCUGGAUCGCUUUGUCAUGGUGUCCAGGACGGUGCCCGACGAUACCAAGCAGCUUGCCUCCUCCGUGGGGGGUAACGCUGAGCUGCUUUUUAGACGAGCACCCACCAUGAACGGGUCCUCCUACCCCAGGGGUGGUACGCCCGAGGAGGCCGUCAUCCACCCUCUAACCUCUCCACCCUCAGAUAGUGAUAAAUACAGGGGCCACACCAAGCCCUUUCCUGUGCCCUCCAGCCAAGACAAAGGCAACAUGAACAAUAGUGAGAAGUGUGUUAAGAGCUGGAUGGAGGACUAUGACUACGUCCAUCUGCAGGUAGUUUUCCUCACACUCUUGUUUCUUCUCAGGGAAAAGACUUUGAGCGCAGCAGAAAGAGCUCUGGAGAAAGAGAACAUCAUUAAACAGAGCAAGGUGCAGCUGGGACAGGAACAGAUGAACCAGUUCAAGCAGUUGGAGCAAGAGGUGAUCAAACCAGUAGAGAAUGACAUCACGCAGUGGAUCUCCCAGCAGCACCCGACAGGCCCCUCCUCCUCCCCCUCAGGCCCCUCCUCCUCCCCGUCAGACACCUCCUCCUCUCCCUCCCCCUCCCUGACAGGAGGCAGGGCCCAGCUGUGUGGGCGGGACCGUCAGCUGCUGGGCUUCUACGCAGAGCAGUGCCAGCAGCACUUUGUCACGUUGCUCAAGGCCGUGGACGCUUUCUUCGGCUGCGUGGGCGCUGGCCAGCCGCCCCGCAUCUUUGUGGCACACAGCAAGUUUGUCAUCCUCAGCACUCACAAACUGGUAUUUAUUGGGGACACUCUGUCCAGGCAGGCAGCCACGCCCGAGGUGGCCAACCGGGUGAUGAACUCUAGCAAUGUGCUUUGCGACCUGCUGAAGACUGUGGUGGGAGCCACUAAGACGGCCGCGUUGCACUACCCCAACACAGCCGCCGUUCAGGACAUGGUGGACAGAGUCACGGAUCUCUCACACCACGCUCAACAGUUCAAAGAACAGCUGCUGCAGAUGGCUGCUUUGUGAUAGUUUGUGUUGUCACUACCUGGUCCCGCCUAUUGCACCAUAGCAUCCUAUGUGUAUAUACCGUAUAUAUCUAUAAAUGUAUAUUGCUCGUUGUUAAUCUUAAGAGUUUUUGGGGGGGCUGUUCUGUACAUAUUUGGCUCUAUUUUUGUGUAGAAUGUUUUUAUAUACAGUACCAGUCAAAGGUUUGGAUACACCUACUCAUUCCAGGGUUUUUCUUUAUUUUUACU
Salvelinus sp. IW2-2015 is the source of this 2777-nucleotide messenger RNA. The record is from RefSeq and is a predicted model, not a curated record. Lineage: Eukaryota; Metazoa; Chordata; Actinopteri; Salmoniformes; Salmonidae.